This is a messenger RNA of Alosa alosa (allis shad), 5001 nucleotides long. It is a transcript of the gene clcn2c, whose product is annotated as chloride channel 2c. Gene Ontology annotation, cellular component: membrane. Gene Ontology annotation, biological process: chloride transport; transmembrane transport. The record is from RefSeq and is a predicted model, not a curated record. Gene Ontology annotation, molecular function: voltage-gated chloride channel activity. NCBI's taxonomy places the organism in Eukaryota, Metazoa, Chordata, Actinopteri, Clupeiformes, Clupeidae.
ACUUUCGCUCUUCGACAAAACUUUGCAGAGGGCGGAACGUACCAUUUCUCAGCUCGACGGGGGUAGCCGCUCGGCUCAAGUCCCGCCUCGAAGGGGGGACCCAGUUGGAAGUAUUUGGGAAUAUAAAAUGAAGGAACUUUGCUUCUCUGCUACAUUAUGCAACAGCAGCACACUGCGACUAGUGAUCGCACACACACACCUCUCCGUGACAAGCUGACCACCACCUUCACGCUGUAGUGUUCUUGGGACACCCGUGCGUGCGCUCGUGAGUGAGCUGGCGGAGUGUUUUCGGCGAGUUUUGUCGUCUCGCGGCUGUCGCCCCGGAGUGGAGAACUCGAAUCCGCUCUUGCGCCUCCGUUGAGCCGGUUCCACCGCAAGAAAGCCAUGGCAGGGGACGGAUCUGAGCGCGCUCUGCAAUAUGAGCAAACCCUGAUGUAUGGGCGCUACACACAGGACCUGGGUCUGUAUGCGCGGGAGGAGGCAGCUCGCCUGCGCGAGGAGGCGGGGCUUCGGCGAAGUUUGAGUGACAGGCGCAAAUCUCUAGAGCUGCUGGAGUUUGAGAAGGGUCGCUGCGCCAAGUGCAGGAUCUGUACAGUGCGCUGUCAGAAGUUCCUGAUCUCGCGUGUGGGAGAGGACUGGAUCUUCCUGAUCCUGCUCGGCCUGGUCAUGGCCCUGGUCAGCUGGGCAAUGGACUUCUGCAUCGCCAUCUGCCUGCAAGCACAGAAGUGGAUGUUUGGAGGUCUGGAGAGUAAUGUGUUUCUGCAGUAUCUGGCCUGGGUGACUUACCCUGUAGUGCUCAUCAGCUUCUCGGCAGGGUUCACACACAUUGUGGCCCCACAGGCAGCAGGUAGUGUUAUCCCAGAGAUGAAGACCAUUCUGAGGGGUGGUGUUGAAGGGUAUCUGACCCUCAAGACCUUUGUGGCCAAAGUCAUGGGCCUCACCUGUGCACUGGGCAGUGGUAUGCCUCUGGGAAGGAGGGGGCCAUUUGUACAUGUGCGUCACUUUGUUGCAGCUCUUCUCAACAAGUUUAUGUCUCUCUUGGAGGAAUCUAUGAGAUAUAGUGUGUCAAAUGAGUCACGGAACAUCGAGAUGCUUGCUGCCGCCUGCGCGGUUGGAGUGGGCUGCUGUUUUGCUGCACCCAUCGGAGGUGUCCUGUUCAGUAUUGAGGUAACUUCCACCUUCUUUGCGGUGCGGAACUACUGGAGGGGUUUCUUUGCUGCCACCUUCAGUGCCUUCAUCUUCAGAGUACUGGCAGUGUGGAAUAAAGAUGAAGAGACCAUCACUGCGUUGUUCAAAACUCGCUUCAGACUGGACUUCCCCUUUGACCUCCAGGAGCUGCCAGCUUUUGCUGUCAUAGGGAUUGCGAGUGGUUUUGGGGGAGCUCUCUUUGUGUACCUCAACAGGCUUAUUGUCCAGUUCAUGAGGAAGCAGAAAACCAUCAACAAGUUCCUCAUGAAGAAGCGUCUGCUAUAUCCAGCUCUAGUCACUUUGCUCAUCUCUACCAUCACAUUCCCACCUGGUUUUGGUCAGUUCAUGGCUGGAAGGCUGACGCAGAAGGAGUCCCUAGUGACGCUGCUGGAUAAUCGCACGUGGGCCAAGCAGGGCAUCGCCGAGGAGUUCGACUACAUCGGCCACUCCCAGGCCUGGCAGCACCCUCAGGUCAACGUCUUCGUCACUCUCCUCAUCUUCAUCGUCAUGAAGUUUUUGAUGUCUGCUUUGGCUACAACCAUUCCAGUCCCGUGUGGCGCUUUUAUGCCCGUCUUUGUCAUUGGUGCAGCAUUUGGCAGGUUGGUUGGUGAGAGUAUGGCUGCCUGGUUUCCUGAUGGCAUACACACAGAAAGCACCACCUAUUCUAUAGUUCCAGGAGGCUACGCAGUCGUGGGUGCGGCUGCGCUGUCAGGUGCGGUCACACACACAGUGUCGACGGCGGUGAUCGUGUUUGAGCUGACGGGUCAGAUCUCGCACAUCCUGCCCAUCAUGAUCGCGGUGAUCCUGGCCAACGCGGUGGCCCAGAGCCUCCAGCCCUCCAUCUACGACUCCAUCAUCCGAAUCAAGAAGCUGCCCUACCUGCCCGAGCUGGGCUGGGGACACCUUAGUCGCUCAUGACGAUUGAGUAUGCACCAGCGCGCCCAGGCCGACAAGAAGCGUCUGUCCGAGAUCAGCGAGGAUGGAGGUCAAAGGGUCAACCAGGAGGUCCGCUUCCAGAUCUCCACUGAAGAGUCCUCCUACAGCCCUCCUCGCUCUGUGAGCCCCAAGCCUCUGAAGCCGGCGCUGAAGAGAUCAUCUGUAGUGGAGCGCAGCACAGAGAUCCCCAUCAGUCCUCAGGACUCUGGUAUUGCUCUGAAGAACCUCUUCUGUGCCUACCCUGAGACGGAGGGACUGGAGAAUAAUAACAUGGAGAGUUCUGUGACUCCUGAGCUCAAACGGCCCAAACGCGUCAGGAUCUCUGUUGUGGAUGACCCAUAUGUGGAGGACGACAUGACCAUCAGAGAGAUUGCUGAGUGGGAGGAGCUUCAGCUUGAUGAACAGAUCAACUUUGACAACUGCAAGAUAGACCCCGCCCCCUUCCAGCUCGUGGAGCGGACAUCACUUCACAAGACACACACUAUCUUUUCUCUUCUGGGAUUGGAUCACGCCUAUGUCACCAGCAUUGGAAGACUCAUCGGUGUCGUCUCCCUCAAAGAGUUACGGAAGGCCAUAGAGGGUUCUGUUACAGGGAAGGGGGUGAAGGUGCGCCCCCCGCUGGCUAGUUUCCGUGACAGCGGCACCAGCAGCAGUGAAACCGAGGCAACGGAACUCCACAAGCUCUGGGACCGCCACACCAGCAUCAGCCUGCCACGAGAACACCUCCAGACCUCGGAUUCAGACGACAAGUCUCAAUAACACACACACACACACACACACACACUCCUGAGUCUACCCUGAGACCACCAGGACUGUGACUCUGAUGACUUUGAAGUCUUAAAAACAAAACCUGAGAGGGAGGGGGACAGUGAGAGAACGAAAAGGGCUUUCAUUUGAGAUUAUGUGUUAAACUGACCCACCCCACUCUGACCCAACUGACCAAUCGCAAACACCCCUAAACACUAACUGACCAAUGAUAAACAUUCCAUUCAACAUUAACUGACCAAUCAUAACAAUCCCCUCAACACUAACUGACCAAUCAUAAAGAUCCCCUCAACACUAACUGACCAAUCAUAAAGAUCCCCUGACCACUCUCUCUAGACACUAAGAAACUCUUUCCUGUCGUAUAGUGCCUUUCCGUUUUAACCAAUCAAAACUGCUGUUUUAUAACCUCAAGUGCCGUGCACCAAUCACUCCUGCACUUUAAACAAGUACUGACCAAUCCUAGAGCCUGGGUACCAAUCUCUCUGGUGGAGAUUUCUGACCAGAUAUCAACACUAAUAUUAACACUCCAUGCUCUCUCUCUCUCUCUCUAUCUUUCUCUUUCUCAUUGUCCAGUCUAUUUCAGAGGGACUGGACAUUCGCUGUUGGCAAAACAUCCACAGAAUGUUCCAAUCACACAGAUCACAAACAGUCAUCUUCAAAAGUGGCGAAAUCCGUCACAACAGCUACAACAUUCUGUCCAGCGUACAUUCAGAUCCACACACACACACACACACACACACAAACACACACACACACACACACACACACAAACACACACUCCUUUUGUCUUCCUGUGGUGCCCAGACCUGUCUUGCACUUCUUACCAUGGGGUGGUGUUGCCACAGCAACGAAGACAAACACUCCGUGUCUUCACUCAGAGUCCUUAUGUCAAAUCAGCAUGAACAAACACACACAUGCACACACUGGCUGAUGAGCACACACACACACACACACACACACACAUUCAGAGGUCAUGGCAAGUGUGUGUGAUGUGUGAUAUGAAGAGCUGAAUGUUUGUUUGUUUGUUUGUAAACGUGUUCUGACCAAACACAUGUGAGCAGUAGGAGAGAUUAGCUGACUCCUCCCUAUGUGCUCAUUUUCAUUGGUCUGGAUUUGUGUCCAUAUCCCACCCUCAACCAAUCAGCUGUCAUCAUUGCUUGAAAUGAUGGGAGGUGGGGCUUGUUGUAACAUGCAUCAUGGAAAUUUAAAUUCUUAUUUUUCUGACGUAAUUUUAGUUUUAAGCCUGGUUUGUUUCUGAUUUAUUGUGUUUGAAAAUUAUAUCUAUAUCAAAAUAUAAUGAUAUUUUCUCUAUGUUUAAACCUAAUGAUGUUUCACCUGUGUCCAAACCUAAUGAUAUUUUAUUGCUUGACGACCAGCAGGAUACAGAAGUCCUGUUCGGAUGAUGAGAUUGGUCUAGGCGUUGGUUGUCACGGCAACAGGAGAGCGUGUUUAGAUGCCUACAUAUUUAAUAUAUUAAACCCCAUCUGUGUGGAGACGCAGAUGAACUUCAACUCUAACUUAUGUUGUGUGUGUGUGUCUGUGUGUGUGUGUGUGUGUGUGUGUGUGUGUGUGUGUGUGUGAGAGCGUAGCACAGGCUCUUCCUGCUCUGGGCUGAGCUGUGCCAGGCUUUGUCAAUGUGCUAUUUCUUGAUGUUUGAUUUUUUGUGGUAGUUUGUCCAGAGACUCAAGUGACAUUCCCACAACCUUCCUACAACAUUCCCACAACCUUCCUAUAACAUUCCCACAACCUUCCUACAACAUUUCCUCAACCAACCAGGUUAGCGCCUCAGCCAAGCUGACAGAUAAGUGUUCCUUGCGUCAGGGUGCGUGUAUUGUGUGCUCUACGAGUCUCUGCUGAGUGGAGGUGUCGGGGAGGUUGUGCUGAGGUUGCCGCAAGGUUUUCCCUUUGGAAUAUGUACUGUAUCAGGGCGAGAGAGGACCAUUUCAUUGGUCAUAGGAAGCUGUCUGUCAUCUCACCGAGUGCCUGAGAAAUCUACAAAUGACUGGAAAAUACACAGACACACACACACACAUCUGCAGUACUCCUAUCUCUUCACAGUGGACACACACACACAUACACACUCACAGUGCCUGAGGAAUCUACAAAUGACUG